CGUGCGCGCCCCCGCCAAGCCGUGAGUGUGGACGUCGGGAGCAGCCAUAGCAAUCCUGUGUGUGUAUGUGUGAGAGAGAGAGGGGGCAGAGCAUAUGUGAUUCUUGCAGGAGAGGCGCGGGUGAAACUCGGCGAGGGAGCGAGCUGAGGUGACUGACUGAAAUAACAACUACUCUCCACGUGACUACGCAGUACUCCUGAAUUUACUUUAAGAAUUUAACAUCGAGUUGAAGAGUGUUUUCAUUCCACAGAAGACUUGGGUUUAGAAUUAAAUGGCUGAUAAACAAAUCAGUUUGCACACCAAGCUGAUUAAUGGAGGCAUCGCAGGAUUAAUCGGCGUCACCUGUGUGUUCCCCAUAGACUUGGCAAAAACACGGCUUCAAAACCAGCGGAAUGGCCAGCGGAUCUACAGCAGCAUGUCCGACUGCCUUAUGAAGACAAUCCGAUCAGAUGGCUAUUUUGGAAUGUAUCGAGGAGCUGCUGUCAACCUUACCCUAGUUACACCUGAAAAGGCAAUCAAACUCGCUGCAAAUGAUUUAUUCCGUCAUAUGCUGUCCAAAGAUGGGAAGAAGCUGACUUUGCUGAAGGAGAUGCUGGCAGGCUGCGGUGCUGGGACCUGUCAGGUCAUUGUGACCACCCCCAUGGAAAUGCUGAAGAUCCAGUUGCAGGAUGCAGGUCGUCUUGCCGCCCAACAGAAGUUGAUGGCUGCCCAAGCAGUUUCGAGUUCCCCCUCAGGGAGCCCUAUUUCCACCACAAGCCAAGCUACCUCCGCUCUCAAGUCCCAGCAGACCGCCACACAGAUCACCAAAGAGCUGCUGAGAAGCAAAGGAAUUACUGGCCUCUACAAAGGCUUAGGGGCAACUUUGCUAAGGGAUGUUCCUUUCUCCAUCAUCUAUUUCCCAAUGUUUGCUAACCUAAACAAGAUGGGGCCGAGGAGUGCAGAAGGGAAAGCUCCAAUUUAUGUCUCCUUCGUCAGUGGCUGUAUAGCAGGCAGCACGGCAGCUGUGGCAGUGAAUCCCUGUGAUGUAAUAAAGACAAGACUCCAGUCUCUUCAAAGGGGCUUGAAUGAGGACACAUACUCAGGAGUAAUGGACUGCAUCAGGAAAAUCUGGAGAAAUGAAGGACCAGGAGCGUUCCUAAAGGGUGCAUACUGCAGAGCACUGGUUAUUGCCCCCCUAUUUGGCAUUGCACAAGUUGUUUACUUCCUGGGAAUAGCAGAGACCAUAAUUGAGAUGCUUCCGAACAGACGACAUUAAUGAAGGUGGAGCACUUCAACAGGACAUCCAACCUAGUUCCACAGGGUUACGUAUGUCACAUGAACAGCACAGUUUUUGGAGACUAAAGCCCGGAUCACCGUCCUCUUCCCCAUUCCUACCCACCCCAACCUCCCCCCACCCCCACCAUCAUCCCCAAAACAGAUUCCGCUUUUCCCAAUCAUUCCUAAAGACUGUCAGUAUUUUUUGUUUAUUUUUUUUUAAAAUGGUUAACACUUGCGUCUGGGGUGUGAGAGCGCCAGAUAUCAUCAUCAUUACUGUAGUUGUGUUCUCUUGAGUUGGUCAGUACUGACACAAUAGAUAUCGUUUCAAAGGGAUCAUCCUCAGAGGAAGCAAAAGGCCCGGUUUCCAAUUGUUCCCAUGUGGAAAACAACAAUGCAACAGCUUGAUUGAAUUUCCAGUAGCAAAACACUAACAGGGUCAUUGAUACUUGUUUUCAGUUUGGGCUUUUGUACCUAGGUGCUGAGUGACAUUUUUUUAACAAUGAAAUCUAGCUAGUCCAUCUUGAGUCUCUUGAACAUGGUGUUGUUGGGUUUUUGAAUGACAGGUAAUUUAGUCUUCUAACAUCUAGAUAAUUAUUUUGUAUUGCACAAAAUGGACAGUAUGCCACCAACUGCCCAUUAGAUAUCGUGUCUGGUUGGGGUUACAAUUGGCAUAUUGAAAUUCAAUGUAGGCUGGACAUUUUAUGAUUAGCUAACGCAAUAUCAUUUGUUUCAUUCCCUACUCUCAUAUAUUUCAACACAUCAUCCCUUACCAAAUAUCUGGGUAUCUUAUGUGUAAGAUGUAACUUGAGAUGAAGCAAAUAAAGAAGUAAAAUGUGAAGAGAUCAGGACCAAGCAGCUGCUGAUGGCUGUGGCUGGCAUUAGUUUGUAUGAACAUGUUGGACACCAAAGCUGAGAUGAGACAUAGAGUUAUACAGCAAGGAAACAGGCCCAUCGGCCCAACUUACUUCAGCCGACCAAGAUGCCCAUCUACACUAGUUCUACCUGCUCACGUUUGGCCCAUAUCCCUCUAAACAUCUCCUAUCCAUUUACAUAUACAUGUAAACCAGUGGACAUGGGGCAUGUUGGACAAGGCUGCUGAUACCUUAGUUGAGGCAGGAUGGGAGAAGUGAUUCAUUUGGCAUGAAUCUUCUAAACUAAACUAAGCUAAGCACAACAUCUUAAAUCCAAAUGAUUCCUGAACUACGCAGGUUAAUGGGUUUGGCAUUUUGUGGCAACAUUCCUCCCUUAACACCAGCUCUCAGGUGUCAGCUUUGGAAGGCUGGUUACUUCUCUUGUGUUUAGCAUCCAAACUAUUGGCAGUGUGAUACUCACUGCUGCAUUUGUGACUAAAGAGGACCAGUUUCACCAGGUCCCAUUUUAACUUGCUUACAUUAUUAGAACAAACUAGUGUCAUCCUUUGAAAUUCAAUAGGUUCCAUAGAGGAAACCUGGGAUAUCUGUCUGUAUUGAUGUGUUUUAAAGCUAAUAGACUUCAAUCCAGAAUAAUUAUCUUGGUUUGUGAACCUAUGUUGCUCCCACAACCUCCAAUUAGCAGCUAACAGUAGAUACCCUUGACUGACAUAAUUCAAAUUAUUUUGUCAAAUGCUAGACUAAUUUAGAAAGGUAAAAUGUUAUUUCCACAGUAUAAAUGAACAAGUUCCCAAAGGCCAACCUUUUGCAAUGCAUUUGGUGAAUUGUAAUUCAACAUGUACCAAAUCGGCAAAGCUUUGUUCUGAAGGUAUAUGGCUUCAUCUUAACUCUGUGACUGGAUUAUCGAUUGGCAACCCACUGCACAGAUAUCUGGUAUCUUCUCAGCACAAAAUUCUGUAGCUGUAAAUAAUUUAUUAGAGCUGAUAUGUUUAAUAUGCUGCCGUAGAAUGGAAUGAAAGAGCAAAAAAAAAGUGCUUCUCGAAUGCAGUUGAAAGGUAAAGCACGGGUACAACACACAAACAGGUUUAAUGUAGGAUUUUUUUUUCAGAGCAUUAUAAUAUUUUUGUAAAGGAAACAAUUUCUUCACGCCCCCACACACCAGUUAUUCACAACUACGUUUUUAAAAUCCCUGAUGUGAUCCCUUGGAAAUACUGGUUUGUCAACAUUUUUAUUUUUACAGUCUAGUACUUCUUGUAUCUAAUGUUGUCAGUACUGAUACUAAAGUGUUACUUGAAAUCUGCUUCACACGAUUGAAAAGGGUUAUUGUCCUAUUGGAGGUGCUGAAUAUUUGUUUGUGUUUUAAUUACCAAUAUAAUAGUAUGCUUAUAGGCUAUGUAGGGAAGUGCGCUAGAUUUGGUUGUCAGGAAGUAUUGAGAUAACAAGGGAAAGAGCAUUCAUGGAAUGAUUUAUCUCCAGUGAAAUUGCAUUUGGAAUUUGAGAUCUUAAAUAAUUCUCAUUAUUGUGCAAUAUAGAUAAAAAGUAAAUGUGCAGGAGACUAGGUGAUGUAGCCUUAGCUUGAUGCCCUAUACCUCGGGGAUGGAUGUUCAAAUCCAGUCUACAACAAUGGGUUAAAACCGCAGCUUUUUUAAUUUUCCUGGUCCUAAAUGAAAUGAGUUUGCCGUCUAACCAAAUUGCUGCUAAUCAGCACUAAAUUGCCAAUCUUACAAGAUACACUAUAGGAUGGCUGGUGUUUGGAUGUGAGGCAGCCAUACUGGUGCAAUAGACAGUCAUCAGGCUUCGUGGUGAAGCAGAGCAGAGUACUGAGUGCGUUUAAUUCUGACACUUCAUGUGUGGCACAAAAACAC
Messenger RNA from Amblyraja radiata (thorny skate), 3991 nucleotides. Its product is annotated as mitochondrial glutamate carrier 1. The coding region runs from base 272 to 1255 and encodes 327 amino acids. The record is from RefSeq and is a predicted model, not a curated record. The transcript has 10 exons. Gene Ontology annotation, biological process: aspartate transmembrane transport; malate-aspartate shuttle; L-glutamate transmembrane transport. Lineage: Eukaryota; Metazoa; Chordata; Chondrichthyes; Rajiformes; Rajidae. Gene Ontology annotation, molecular function: L-aspartate transmembrane transporter activity; L-glutamate transmembrane transporter activity.